AUGGAAACCAACUCUCGUACUGAAGCAUUAGGACUGAGAUCGAGGAUUCCUAAAGUUGGCUCUGGACCUCGCGGGGCCGGUCAACUUUAUUAUACGUCUCGAGUGUUAAACUCGACCGCCCGGUACGAAGAAUUCGUGAAGAAACUGCGGGCGAGCGAGAAGGAACUGAAACGGCUAGAAAAAGAAGCACUGAAGAAAGCUGAAGAUAAAUACAAAAUAACUUUCUUUUCGCGGUGUCAGCGCAAAUUAAAAGAUCUCUAUGCUAUAGAAGAAAAGGAGAAUGUGCGUAAACUUAUACAACAGGUUUAUGAUGGCAAAGCAGCAGCCUGGCAGGAUACUGAAGACCGCUUGGCGCAUCUACUAGCUAAGCGAAAUAAGGAACAUGAGAAUAAAUAUUCGUCUACGGAAUUUUCAUUGUCUAAAUGCAUACACGCACUUCCAUUGAUAAAGAAGCAACAAACUCAAGAAACCGUCGAGGCCUGGGCACAUCAGGUCCAAGAGAAACAGGCACGUAAGAUGGCGGACAAAGAAGUAGAAAACAUGUGGCAGGCCGUCCUUAUGAAGGAGACUGAAAUGCUUACCGCUCGAAUGGAAUUGGAAGCAAUAGAUCGCUAUCGUCGUGACCUUAAAGCAAAAGAAGAUACAGAUCGCCAUGUUGAGAUCCGUCGGAUAGAGCAAGCUAAACAACAAGAGACAUUGAAACGUGAAACGCUGUUGAUGCUGGCUAAGUUUGCAGAAAAUCGUGUUCAAGAAAAAGAAGAAAAACGUCAACAUGAAGAAAUCCGCCAACAGCGAGUUGAAGAUAUUAAAGAAAUGAUUAAAGAACGUAAAGAAACGGUCUCCAGGCAUCAGAUCAAGGACAAGGUCGUCAGAGAUACCUGGGCUUCACUGACCAAUCAAGGAUUAGGUGAUGAAUAUAAACAAAAACAACGCAGAAAGCAGCAAGAGCGAGAAAUAGCUGAAUGUAACCUCAAGUUAUCAGAGCAAAAGCAUCGCCUUGCGAAACAAAAAGACGACAAUAUACCACUCAUACUAGAAGAGUAUGAGCGGCGAGAAGACGCUGCUUACGACAAGCGUAAUCAGAUGAGUGAGCUUUCGCGUAAAAUUGAGUUGGAAACCAGAGCAGCUAUUGCAGAGCAAAUAAAAGAAAAAGAAAGAGUUUGCCUUAACCAACACGAUGUAACUUUAGAAUACACACGUCAGGUAUCUGAUCAGCUAGAAAAACUAGUGAAACAUAAAGAACUAACCGAUGAACAAGCUAAGAAGCUCUUCUAUAAAGACCUGCUUGGACAGAUCGAGUAUCACAAGCGGUUGAAGGAGCGGGCAAGACAGGAGGCUGAAGAGCAACUUAGGAAGAGUCAGAUUGCGGCUAAAGAAUAUCAAGAACAGAUAAUGCUCUGUCGGUCAAAGGGCGGCAAUGGCCAUCCGUUCAUGAAACAUGCACAAACCUCGUCCAAAUAUGCGGAUCCAGCUCUGAAGACCAAGCAAACAUGUCGCAGUGGACCUUCUAGAAUAUUAUCUAAUAUUUUUUAA
This is a messenger RNA of Arctia plantaginis, 1533 nucleotides long. The record is from the annotation of a GenBank genome assembly. Lineage: Eukaryota; Metazoa; Arthropoda; Insecta; Lepidoptera; Erebidae.